Epinephelus lanceolatus (giant grouper) is the source of this 5244-nucleotide messenger RNA. It is a transcript of the gene gabra5, whose product is annotated as gamma-aminobutyric acid type A receptor subunit alpha5. Gene Ontology annotation, molecular function: GABA-A receptor activity; extracellular ligand-gated monoatomic ion channel activity. NCBI's taxonomy places the organism in Eukaryota, Metazoa, Chordata, Actinopteri, Perciformes, Serranidae. The record is from RefSeq and is a predicted model, not a curated record. Gene Ontology annotation, biological process: monoatomic ion transmembrane transport. Gene Ontology annotation, cellular component: membrane.
GCGGCGUGUGGACCGUUGGGUGCCGUCCAGCGUUCAACAAAUGACUGAGUGAAGGAGCCACGGUGCUCACACUGCCUCCUGAAUCAGCAUCUCUCCUCCUCUCCUCCUCCUCUCACUGGCCACAGAUCCUCCCGCUUCUCUGGCCGCACUGCUCGCUCGUUUCUUUAAUUCGCACCAGAGUCUAUUUGCAUUGUACUUCGUCUUUGGAUACACUAUUGGAUUUUCUGCAGAGCUUGCUGUGUGCUCGCGGCUCCUCGGAGACCAAACUAAAGGAUGGUCAGUCAGCACAAGUGUUGGGAAGCCUUUACAUUUUCGCUGCCAACCUUUUAAUCGCUGUGGGGCGAAAUAAAGCUCGCUGACAGUGGAAUUAGUCCACAGCUUUUCUCUCUGUCUCUCCGUGUCUCUCGUGUCUCUGUCUCCCUCUCCAAUAUGCAGUCACUGUGCGCGGAUGGAGGUGACGUUCUUCAGAAUUGAUGCCAAAUACUAAACAGUGCAAUCUGCGUGUGAGACAUCUGCGGAGCUGGGAGAAGUUUGACUGCGCAUCGUCUUGUGUGGAAUGGGCGAUGGAAUGUGCUACAGCUUUGCAAUGAGACGUCUGUGGGUCUGUGUCUUGCUUGUGAGCAUCACCUGCCGUCUGAGCCUCUCCCAGGAUGUAACUGGAACUCCCAAAGAGGCUGAAAUAAAUGACAACAUUACCAUCUUCACACGCAUCCUGGACGGGCUGCUGGAUGGUUACGACUACAGACUCCGCCCUGGACUGGGAGAGAAGGUGACGGAAAUCAAAACCAACAUCUUCGUCACCAGCUUCGGUCCAGUCUCUGACACUGAGAUGGAGUACACUAUUGACGUGUUCUUCCGUCAAAGCUGGAAAGAUGAGAGACUUUGCUUCAAAGGCCCGAUGGAGAUGCUCCCCCUGAAUAACCUCCUGGCCAGCAACAUCUGGACUCCGGACACCUUCUUCCUCAACGGGAAGAAAUCCAUCGCACACAAUAUGACAACACCCAACAAGCUCCUGCGGCUGAAAGACGACGGCACUCUGCUGUACACCAUGAGACUGACUAUAUCAGCAGAAUGCCCCAUGCAGCUGGAGGACUUCCCCAUGGACGCCCAUGCUUGUCCCCUUAAGUUUGGAAGCUAUGCGUAUCCAGUCUCGGAGGUGGUCUACACGUGGACUAAGGGUGCAGCAAAGUCGGUGGUGGUGGCAGAGGAAGGAUCCCGACUCAACCAGUAUCAUCUGAUUGGUCAGACAGCAGGGACAGAGGACAUCUACACCAGCCGAGGUCAAUACACCGUGAUGAUGGCUCACUUUUACCUAAAGAGGAAGAUCGGCUACUUUGUCAUCCAGACGUACAUGCCUUGCUUCAUGACUGUAAUCCUGUCGCAGGUUUCCUUUUGGCUCAACCGGGAGUCUGUGCCAGCGCGGACCGUCUUUGGUGUGACCACAGUGCUCACUAUGACCACUCUCAGCAUCAGCGCUCGAAACUCGCUGCCUAAAGUGGCUUACGCUACAGCUAUGGACUGGUUCAUCGCAGUGUGCUAUGCCUUUGUCUUCUCCGCCCUCAUUGAGUUUGCCACAGUUAACUACUUCACCAAGAGGAGCUGGGCCUGGGAUGGAAAAAAGGCGAUGGAGGCUCAACAGCCCAAGAAGAAGGACCCUUUGGCUCUGUCUAAAAAGCCAAACAACACCUGCUCGGCUGGUGUGAAUUACACAACCAACCUCACCAAGGACGCAUCCAUCUCUACUAUUUCAAACAGCACGGCUGUUCAGCUCAAACCCUCUGAAUCCAAGGCCCCGGACCCCAAAAAGACUUACAACAGCGUGAGCAAGAUCGACAAGAUGUCCAGAAUAGUGUUCCCGGUGUUGUUUGGGACUUUUAACCUGGUGUACUGGGCCACGUAUCUCAAUAGGGAACCAGUGAUCAAAGGAGCAGUUUAAGCUCUGCGAUCAGGAUCAUUUAUCCUCCUGAUGACCACUUCAGGAUUUCAUCACUGGAACGCAAUCAAAAUCAAUGCCAAGCACUUAGUCCUUGUAUCAUAGAUGUGUUUUUUUAGCUCAUUGGAUCACACUGCAUGUCUGUCGCUUCAGAAAAAUGUUGCCUUGAGUUUGUACAUGUAAAUUACACGAGUUUUCAGUUUAUAUCAUUUUAGACCUCCAGUCAGUGAGUAGUUUCUGCUAGAUUCUGAUACUUUAACAUUUUAGCAUUUGGCAUUUAUAUUUGUUCCAACAGUAGACGAUGGUACAGUGCAGCAAGGCCAAAUGCUAUGCAAAACAUUUUUACAGCGUCAUUACUCUAAAGCGGCUUUUACCUUUGUGACUCUUACUUUGUACAAAUGGGCCGGAGGUCCAGGUACGCGAGGCCGGGCCCAGGCACAUGGAACUUUGCUUCCUUGUUAAAAGCAGAUGAAUAGCCAUGCUAAAUGUGUUGCCUUCAGAGUGUGAUAACUCAUGAUGAAUGCACUGAAAUCUCCCGCAGUUACUUUUUUAGAAGCCAGAUUCACAACCUUCUCUGAAUCAUGUUCUGUUUUGGAUCUUAUUUUUUCUCUCAAUUGACCUGACCUAAGUCCCGCCCCCUUUAGUUACGAUUGCCACUGCAGACGAGCUUGACAAAAAGAAACAUGGAGAUGCUGGUUCUGCUUAGCUGGGAGCCGCAGUCUUUAUUAGAGUUUCUGGGCAUCUGGACAUAUAGCUUCAAGAAGCCAACAGCAAAGACUACAGUAUAUGAUGGAAGGACAUUUUCUCCACGUUAAUGUUUAUGAACAAAACGACGCGAAUCAAGAACUGAGGAAGUAGAGACCGGGGUUAACAAGACUAUGGCUGGGUAUGUGUCUCCUUUUCCUAUUCUGGGGAUCACUGAAGUACUCUCUGUAUUUAUUACUGAAUACACACCAUGGUGCUGACAUAAUGAUAGUCUCUCUUUAGUGUAUAAAGUUAUGUUAGUUACUUUGGGGCAGCAGGUCCUUACAGAGAUAACAUUAGCCUUAAGGUUUUCUGGCUAACGAUAAAUUAUGUCAGCAACCAAUCGAUCUCUCGUUUUCCAAAUCUACAACGUUAUUACAGAAGACAAUGAGGAAGCGAACCUGGCUAACGUUGUUAAUGUGACAUUAGGCUAACACUACACGCAAAACACCUUGAAGCACACCAAUUUUCGUAGAGCGCUGCCUACUUGAGGCCGUUCACACUGGACGCAGCGUGGUGCCAAUCUCCGUGGCCGGGUCACGAUCUGCAGUGAUAGUUUAAGCACCUGGUCUAUUUUUCCCGCAAGCUGCGACCAAAUCUGGUAAGAAAACACACUGGAAAUGUGCUUCAAAUGAUACAACGUGUGCAUUGGAUAUGAUAUAAAUGAAAUGUGAUAAAUGACAGAAUACACAUCCCAUGCCUCCACAUAUUCGUCAGCUGUGUCUUAAAAGAGAGAGACCAGCAGAACCACGACAAUUAAAAAAUUAGGGUGGUUCCACGUCUAGUGUGAUCAUGGCGUAACUCCUCUUGAUGUAGCUAUACAUUAGCUAGUUAGCCCGCAAUUUACUAAAAUCUUUGAUGACAUCACAGCUUUUCUUGGCUUGAGGAAAGUUUUACAAACAUAAAAUCUCUAUGGAUCAAAAUUCACAAUAGAAAAAGUUGGAAUUGACCUUGUUUGCAGUUUGAUGCUUUCUGGGCCACAGGAAAUUUUUUCGAUGUAAUACCGCAAGUGGCCACUGGGACAAAAAUGGCUGCAAGGCUGAGCAGCGUUCCUGGAGGCCUGAUCUAUAUAUCACAGUAAACGGGAAUGUUUACGGAAGUUCUGUCAGGUUCCAAGCCUGCUCAACUGUUGCUGGAGCACAGGACUUAGGGCAGGCUAAUUUUAAAUGACCAGUUUUUCAUGAAUAUAAUUUUCCAACGGGGACAGAAUUCAAGCUAAAGUGAAAGUGGCAGCUUCUGUUUCCAGGUCACCAUGUUGAGAAUCCUGUAUGUACGUACGUAUGGUCGUAGUUUAAAAACAUGUAUAUAUGCCCUGCUUUUAGAAAAGUACCACUAAGCCAGUAAAGUUAGCUUCUAUGUUAUGCAUAUACAGCAGCACAGUGUUACUCUAGUCUAGUGCUUCAUUGACUGGAUCUUGAGAAAUGAGCAGAAUAGCUUGAGCUUUAGCAAUUUUGACAGAAUAUACGAUGCUUUUUUAAAACAUAUUGGUUUUUUUAGAUCAGUUUGUUGUUUCUAUAAGCUUUGAUGAUAACUCGCAAAUAUUCUUGAUAAAUAUUUGGAUGCUUUGAGCAGGAUCACUUUUUUUGAGUAACAGUUAAGAGACUGACUUGAGCUCAUUGGGUUGUCGGGCUGAUCGGAGAGACAGACAGUCACAAUUUUGACCACUGUCAUUUUUAAAUCAUGAUUUGUUAUUUUUAGGACGUCAGGCAAAAACAUGAGAUUGAAUAUUAAUACAAAGUUUUCAUCAAGUUCAUUGAGCUAAAUCUUAAAGGGAAAGUUUGACAUUUUGGGAAAUCUGCUUUCUUACAGAGAGUCAGAUGAAAGGAUUCAUAUCACUCUCAUGUCUGUACAGUAAAUGUGACGCUAACACCAGCAACAGGUUAGCAUAGUAUAGCUUGAAGACAGCUAAUUCUAUUAAAGGAAUACUUUUUGGGGAAAUAUACUUAUUUGCGUCUUUGAUGAGUCUGUACACCAAAUAUGAAGCUACAGCCAGAUGGUAUUAGUUUAGCUUAGCAUAAAGGUGGAAACAGGAUAAUGGCUGACUUGGCUUUGUUCAAAGACUAGAAAUCACCUUACCAGCUCCUUAAAAACUCACUCGUAAGCGUGUUGCAUCUUAUUUGUUGAAUGCAUACAAAGCCAGUGAUGAGACUCAAGCAAGUUGUUGUACCAGCUGUGUGUUAAAACAUAGCAUUAAUUCACAAUGUAGAGAAUGAGAAGUAUGUUCCUUAUUAAGUGUUGUCGUGGGAAAGAGAAACAAGAGAACAGCCAGAUGGAAAUGUGUUUGGUAUUUCUAUCAGGAGUAACAGUAUAAUUUACUUUCUUUCUUUCUUUCUUUCUUUCUUUUUUUUGCUUUUCUCCUUCAUUUUACCAAAAUGGUGCACAUGAAAUAUCAGUCUCUCUAAUAACAUUUUAAUAAUAAAGUAGAGGUGGUGCAACUUCAGAAAGUUACAACUACUUACAACUUUGUGUCAACUUUACACUUGAAAUUAGAUUUAAAAAGCUUGUUUUAACAUUUCGGUUUUACACCUCCAAAACACUUGGCGGUGCUGGGGUUUCUGUGAAGUGCA